AUGACUGACUGUGAGGAUCUUCCUCCAUUUUCAAUCAUGAAUUUUCCUAUUCCAAAUGAUCUUACUUUCCAGAAAUACUGUAUUGACAAAUAUGGAUCAAUCGAAGAAUUAAUCGAUAAGGCAAAGAAAGGCGAAAUCGACGCCCAAGCAGAUUUGGGGUGUGCUUACUCAGAGGGUUUUGGCGAUCUCUUGCCGAAAGAUGACGACAAAGCAAUCGGAUGGCUUAGCACUGCUGUUGACAAGGGUUAUGAAAUUCCCGCCUUCCUAGGAAAACUUGGGGAGUUAUUAGAUAGGAAAGGAACCGUACGACAUCAGCAAAAGGCUUAUGAGAUGUAUCACAGAGCAGCGAAACUAGGAUGCAGAAAUUCACAACUCAAUCUUGCAGAAAUGUAUCGAUGUGGAGUUGAAGGAGUUGUGAACGAAGACAUUAAAGAAGCUUUUAAAUGGUAUAAAAUGGCCGCUGAUGAAGGUGCGAGUGAUUAUGAAUUGGGAACAGUGCAAAAAUUGCUGGCUGGGACGAUGAGAAAACUCGGGAACGACUCAAAGCUAAGGUCUCUGAAAUGUCUGUAUAAGUAUUAUCUUGAGGGUGAAUGUCCGGAAGGCCGUCCACAACCAACUAAAGCAAUUCAUUACUUGACAAGAGCAGCUGAAAUAGGCGAUACUGAGGCUCAAUGUACCUUGGGGCAGAUAUACUUAAAUGGAAGUUGUGAGCAAAUCAAAGACGUUUCAAAAGCAAGAAGGUGGCUCAAGAAAGCGUCCGCAAAUGGUGAUGCUGUGGCAAAACAGGUCGGUCUAAUAUGGAUCUUAUCAAUGUGUUAAAAAACUUUUACACGUGUUAUUUAAAUUUGAAAAUUGCAUGUGUAUUGGUUUUGUUAGCAGUAACAAGUGAUUUUUAUUGGCCUCAUGGGCCUUCUUGGCUCAUGGUUUCCUUAACUUCAUAGGGGCUCACAAAACUACCUUUCUGCUUUAAUAACCACGCAAAUCGUGUAAAUAAGUUGACAAAUUGGCAACUUGAAUUUUAGAUCACACCUCAACAGGGCUCAAAAAUAUUUUGACCUGGUCGUGAGACAAGUAGAUUUUCCUACUGAGCAAGUAACUGUAUGUACAUGCUUACUUUCCCAAGAGGCAAGGGCCCAUGCCAGUCACAUUCUAGCAAGUUCAUAAGGCCAUCCUCUUUUUUUUCUCCGUUCAGCAUCGUGCGACAGACCCAAAUUUUUGUCAUUUUCAAAGGAAAAAAAAAAGGGUUAUGACGUAGUAAGUUAAACCAUUUUUCAAUAGGAAUAAUUCUUUUAAUCCAUCUGAAAAAUGAUCAUAGUAACACCAUAGAGAAAAACAGGAACAUUUUUUACAGCAAAUUGUACAUUUUGUUAAUCCAGUUAUGUGAAAGUUAACUUUUAAUGUCGUCCCAGGGUACUAGGUCCUCCUAUUCCGAGACUUCUUGUGAUUUUUUUUUAGUUUUUUUUUUCAAUCCAACCGACUGACCCAAUAUCAGGAAAUGCAUUCAACGCUAAACGAAAAAAAAGGGGAUGGCCUAAAAUGAGACAAUGGUACAAUGGUUACAGGUAGCAAAAUUCAGAGCUGCUUGCUUUCAGGACCACCUGGAAUUCAUUUGUCUACUUGUUACGUAGCAGCUUGGUAGUGUUCUGAAAUGCUAUGGAAUCAUUACGCUUAUACAAACAGAAACCAUCCCAGUACUUUACUCAGGGGCACCCAACAACUGUUUUCUGUGAAAUACCUGUUCGGAGAAGCAAAUAUUGUCUAGAAUAUUGCUUGAAUAAUGCCAAAAAAUUUCUAGAUGAGCUUUCCAUUCAGGUACAGAAAAAAAAAUUCCUACGAUUUUCUGAAGUUUAAUUUUUCAUAUUUUACUCUUAUGUUAGGCUAAUUUUCGUAGAAAAAGGAAACCUAAACCUAGGGAAAUCUGUCAUUUGGGUCUGUGAAAGGGCCCAAAAGGGCUAACAGAUGAAUUUUAUGGCUUUCUAAAGUCAAGAAAAUGUUUCAUUUUGGUGAUUGAGUCCUAUUUAAAAGACAGCCCAUUUACAGCAGUUAAAAGGGAUGCAAAGUUCUAAAUGAGGUAUGUGAAAGGGGUCCCAUUUGUCAAUAAAAGUUACAUGAGAGGGGUAAUAAUAAUAAUAAUCAUCUGUAUUGAGGAAACUUUUUCAUAAAAGAUAUGGUUUUCAAAAAGGACCUCAAAACUAGAUAUAUAUUAUAAAAACAAAAAAAAAGCUAUAAAAUUGCAAAGGGAUUAAAAAGAUACAAAAAAUGCAUAAAAAAUUAAAAAUAAGUAUAAGUAAAAAUUAAACGUAAGUAGCUAUAUCAAAAACUUAAAAACAUUACGUUUAAACAUUACAUUGGGUACCCUUUUUGGGGAAAAAAGGGUAAGGGGUUGGACCACAGGUGGCUGAGACAUAGUGUGUGUCAGUAAAAUGGACAAAAUGGGAUGAGCAAUGGAAUCUCCCAUGAACUAAAAUAGUCCAGAAGUCAAAAUAUAACAAAACAAAGCUAACAUUACAUACCUUUAACUGAACAUCUCCUUGUCUUUUCUGGCCAGUUAAAGUGGCAUUUUGUCGAGUUUUGUAAUCGUAGGUUACUAUCCACUAAAGAAGAAUUAAAGGCUGGCUACAAAAAAAAUGGACCAUCUCCACGCAAAGCGCUAUAAAUUUAAGAAUAAUCGACGAAUCCGCUCCAAAUUGCCAUCGGCUAAUCUGCAGGUAAAGUGUGCUCCGGCUUCUUGCUCGCUGGCCCCCCAAACCCAUCACAUCUGCACGAUAAUCGCAGCCUCGGUCAUCAACAAAAACUUGACCUUUACGGUCCGCCAUGAACCACAUAACAGGCAGGAUUACUACGUGAUUUGAAUAUUCAAGCAGAGCAGCCAAGUCUGCGCGACAAGACAGCACUUGCUAUAGGGGGGAGCCUCCCUGUAUAAACAUUAUUUUGUUGAGUACAGUAGGACUGUUGUUGUUGACAGUGACUUACAUUUCGACAACCUUUGCGGUAGUCAUCUUCAGAGACAAAGUGAGUUGUAUCACAUCAGUGGAUUGUAUUAUGCUAUAGUUAAUAAUCUGAUUGGUCAAUUACGUCGCGACGUUAUUGGUCGUCUGUCAGUUAAGCCAUGAUGUUAUUGGCUAUGAAGACUCGUAAACAGUAAUUGGUGCGUUUCGAUCCGUCUAUUGUCACAGUUAAACAGUCGUCUGUUGUUAGUCAAAUUGUCAGUUCUCCAGUCGUUCUCUUGUGGUUAGUUUUGCUUGAUCUUGUCAAUAAGUCAUUUGUACAGCGCUGGUAACUGGUGGCUACGAUUCAGUGGCGUUUGUUCUAAGUUAGUAAAUCAGCUUUCCAAAGUAAGACAUUGAUAUAAUAGUAGUCUGUAGAAUACAUUAUACAUGUCGCAGAGUCCCAGUCAAUUUGAUGUUUCGUCUGUAAAUGGUGCUCAGCAAUGUGAUUGUGUUCGGUCAGUCACAUGCUAAGGUUUCUGCCGGUUUCUCCAGUGUAAGAAGCCUGGCAGUGGCAGCAUUUGAUCUUGUAUACUGCUCCCUGUCUGUCCUCUGGUUUGUCUUUGUCCUUGACAUUAGUAAGCAGUCUUCGUUAGUGGUUAUCGGUUUGUGUGCAACACGUGUAUUGUAAGUUUGUAACUAUACGUGCCAUAGUUUCAGACGUGUCUGUGAUGUACAGUAUAGUCACUGUCGUAACAGGGCCAGAUUUGACGUAGGUCUGGGUGUUGGAAUCAGUGUUACUGUGAGUGUUCCGUCAAACGAAGUCUGUGUUAUAAUUGUUCUUACUAAAAACGUUGUUAAGAUAAUCAGUCUCGUCUUGUAGGCUGUCAGGUGAGUUGCAAACUAGUUGCGCUCGUCUUGUCAAAGUCCGGAUAGUCGUAGCCUUGUGAGAGGUCGGGUUGUACAAAGACUGGUCUAGUAAUCAGUCGGUAUGUGUCGGUUUUCUGUGAAUAGUCGUUUGUAGUUUGUUGUUGUAGCGAGUGACCAAGCAGUCUGGAAAAGGUAUCUUACAAUUUUCUUCGACCUCCUUGGUGAACUGUAUGUCUACGUUCUGUCUUAAGGUGUUCGUGAAAAUCGUUGAUUCCGUCUUUGUGUACGGCAGUGAAUGUGUCCUCAACGUAACAUAACCAAAGAGGUAUAGUUUGCAUGUAGGUAGCUAGGGCUUGUUCCUCCCUUUCAACAGAAACUGGAGAGCCCAUAGCUUUACCUUGUAACUUGUGGUAGUGUUUGCCGUUGUACUGAAAGUAUGUCGAAGUCAAACAGAGGUUGAGUAGGUCCAUAAUGUCUGUAGGUAGUGGUUUUCAACAGUAGAGUUCUUAAUAGCAUUAACAACGUUAUCCUUAGUAGCGUUCUUAACAACUUAUAUCAUCCACAUUUUUUCUUCUUAAAAAAUGUUUUUUGAAUAGCCAUUGAAAGUAAAUAACACCAAUGAAAAGGGGGUCACCUUUCUUGUUUAUUGCAACAAUUAGAGGAUAAAGGGGCAAUUUUGGCGUGAAAUGAUGAUUUUGCAAGUGACUGGGGGAAACAUUGCCAUCACCUUUGAUAAUGCAACAUUAUGCACAGUUCCUGCAAAACAAGGAAAUUACCUUAAUGUGCACUUAAUUUUUUUCAGCUUCUUAGGAAAUGUGAAGAAGUGGAGGAUAAACCGCAUACUGCAACAGAAUCAAAACCAGAGGCCUUCAAUCAGUCACUUGAAAUCAUGGCAGAAAAACUUAAGCAAAGAUCAGAGGCAAAACAACACCCAUUCGCGAUCACUGAGCCUACUGCAUUUUCAGAGGAAAUGCUCGGUGAGUUUCAUUGGUCCCCAACAGCACGGAUUUAUCUUCAGGCUUUCAGACUGAUAAACCAGGGGUUUGACAUUCUGGUCAAGAGUAACUUUGCUGAUGAAAGAGGGAUUUCUCUUAUGGCUCAUGGGUAUUUGACUGAAAAUUCUAUACUACAAGCUUUUCCUUAUAUACAUCUUUCGUUGCCUGACAUUUUUCACCUUUGUGAGAAAAGCAUGCAAAAUAACCGGAGUUUCUUUGAAGCCCUUGUGGUAGCUUUUGCCUUCCGUUUUUAUGAAUUGAAACUUUCAAAAGAGACACAUAUCACUGACGAAAAAACGGUGAUGUGCAUAACAAAUGUGAUAGAUUUCAUUCAAAAAGCUGAACCUAACAGCCUUCCAGCUGAAGAUGCUUUUAGAUUUGACCAAAGCUACAGUAGCUGGCUUCAUGUCUUAUAUGACCACUUGGCAUCACUUUAUAUUAUUUACAAUAACUAUGAAGCAGCAGCUGAAGCUUUUGAAAAUUCCCUGAAGUGCUGUCCAACCUAUUUUCCAAGCAAAAGAGGGCUUGGGUACUGUUUAUUGGCUCUGUAUUCCACUAGAGUUUGCUCUGAAAAGAAAGACUCAGCUGCAGCCUCAGAAAAGUGCAAGCACUUUCAGAGUGAGGAGCAAAUCGCAGAGGAGCGAGAAAUUUCGAAAUACCAAUCCUGGACCACUGAAGAGUUGGGAGAUGCGGCCAGAGAAAGAUUGGAAGAGUUUCUGGCAGAAGCACCCUCUUGUUGGAAAACAUACCCAAAUGUUUGUUAUUACCUUGCCAAGCUUGCUCUGUUGAAGUCUGACAUGAAGGAGUUAAAAAGGUAUUAUGAACAAGGCCAAGAUGCUGAAGAAAAAAGGUUGCCUUUCCUGAGACGUGUUGAUAUACCUCUCAAGGAUAUACUGUCUCCGAUGUACCAGCUUUUUGCUGAUUUACCGGAACGGGCCAGGUGUGGCAACAAAGCUUGCACCAAAAAGGUCAAGGAAAGUGAGCUGAAGUCGUGUGCUGGGUGCAGAACCAAAAAAUACUGCAGCAAGUGA
Porites lobata is the source of this 5823-nucleotide messenger RNA. The record is from the annotation of a GenBank genome assembly. NCBI's taxonomy places the organism in Eukaryota, Metazoa, Cnidaria, Anthozoa, Scleractinia, Poritidae.